This is a messenger RNA of Penicillium psychrosexuale, 1815 nucleotides long. RefSeq lists its product as uncharacterized. Gene Ontology annotation, molecular function: NAD+ binding; oxidoreductase activity, acting on the CH-OH group of donors, NAD or NADP as acceptor. The record is from RefSeq and is a predicted model, not a curated record. The coding region runs from base 1 to 1815 and encodes 604 amino acids. Lineage: Eukaryota; Fungi; Ascomycota; Eurotiomycetes; Eurotiales; Aspergillaceae. Gene Ontology annotation, biological process: fatty acid metabolic process. The transcript is spliced from 3 exons.
AUGGCAUCACACUGGGUACCUCCGAGUAACUACCGCAACCGCCCAGUCACCAUUCUGGGUGCCGGCGUACUCGGCCGCCGAAUUGGUUGUAUCUGGGCUUCAGCCGGCUACGAUGUUCGAAUUCGAGACCCUAGCUCGCAGCAGCGAGCAGACGGAAUUGCAUACAUUCAGGAAAAUGUCCAAUCCUACGCCGCCAAAACCAAGCAAAUCCCCGGAUCCUUUGAAGCCUUCGAAGACAUGAAGAAAGCCGUUGAAAACGCCUGGCUUGUGAUUGAAGCUGUUCCCGAGAAGCUCGAACUCAAGAUCUCCACUUUCGCUGAAUUGGAGGCCCUCACCCCGGAGGACUGCAUCCUGGCUUCCAACUCAUCCUCAUACAAAUCUUCUGAGAUAAUCAGUCAGAUCUCGGAUGCCACCAAGAAGCGUGUUCUGAACAUGCAUUAUUAUAUGCCGCCGUCGUGUAUGAUUGUGGAGCUCAUGACCGAUGGACACACUGCCCCAGAGAUCUUCCCUUUCAUGGUCGAGCGCUCCAAGGAAGCCGCCACAAGUCCAUAUGUCGCACGAAAGGAGUCCACUGGGUUCAUCUUCAAUCGGCUGUGGGCUGCUGUGAAGCGGGAGGUCAUGACUAUCUUGGCUGAGGGUGUUUCAGUUCCCGAGGAGAUUGAUUCGAUGUGGAAUGAAUUGUUCAUCAAGGGAAAGAGUCUUCCCUGCCGGACAAUGGACAAUGUUGGCCUAGACACCGUCGCCUUCAUUGAGAGUCAUUAUGUGCAGGAACGUGGGCUCUCCCCCGAGAAGACGGUCGACUUUUUGAAGGCCAAUUACCUGGACCAGGGCAAACUGGGAACAAAGUGCUCGAAGGGUGGCCUCUAUCCUGCUAGCGAGUCGACUUCUACUCUAAAGACUCCCGACCUUUUAGUGUUGGACAUUGGACUGUCAGCCAUCAAACCCGGCGUGACAUCAGGAGAGAUCGUUCGCUUUGCCGCAGACGGCACGCUAAAGAACGUGGUUCUCAAGGACCAAUCCUUGCCUGAUGGGCUCAUCAUAGACCCGAUCUCUGGCCGCAUGUUCUGGACUUGCAUGGGCGCUCCAGGAAAGUUCGACGGAGGCGUUUACUCCGCAAACGUGGAUGGAACCGACAUCAAAACACUCAUUGCCCCAGGAACUAUCAAUACACCGAAACAAAUAGUUCUCCAUUCCGAGGCGAAAACUGUCUAUUUCUGUGACCGUGAAGGCUGCCGCGUCUACCGUUGUGCCUACGACGGCUCCAAUCUCGAGGUUUUGAUUGAUAACACCGGCGGUGAAGCGAACCCACAGCACCGCAUCUCCGACUGGUGCGUCGGAAUUGCUGUGGUGCCAAAUUAUGGUAAAUUCUAUUGGACCCAGAAAGGACCCUCGAAGGCUGGCAAAGGCCGGAUCUUCUGCGCCAAUAUCACAACCCCUGAGGGCGAGUCACCAGAUGCUCGAAGUGAUGUCCAGGUUGUUCUGGCUGAUCUCCCCGAGCCGAUUGAUCUCGAGGUGCACGAAGCCACUCACACACUUUACUGGACCGAUCGUGGUGAACUCCCGAUCGGCAACUCACUGAACAAAGCUCAGUUGAGUGAACAAGGUCUCCUUCUGCCAGCUAGCUCCGCUCUGGGAUAUGAUGUCAUCACCAGAAAUCUGAACGAGGCAAUCGGUUUGAUCUUGGAUCCCGCCAAUUCUCAGAUCUAUCUUACUGACCUGGGCGGAUCUAUCUACCGGACCGAUAUGGAUGGCAACAACAAGGAGAAGAUUUACUCCAAUGAUGACCGGGCCUUUACUGGAAUUGCUCUUGUGUAA